Molecule: messenger RNA, 2532 nt
Organism: Aspergillus fumigatus Af293
Lineage: Eukaryota; Fungi; Ascomycota; Eurotiomycetes; Eurotiales; Aspergillaceae
Source: RefSeq, a predicted model, not a curated record
AUGGCCACACAUUCGAGUCCGCUGGAAUCACAUCCACGAUUUAAAAAUCCGUGGAAGGAGCCAUCCAUCAAAUCUUCACAGCAGACAGGAGACGCCCCCGACGGACGGAUUGCGCAUACAUUGACAGCGUGUACCAGGUGCCGACAGCGAAAAUCUAGGUGCGAUCCAGGUAUUCCGAGAUGUUCCCCAUGCGAACGCAGUAACGCCAAGUGCGUAUACUACGAUUCCGCCCGCAAGUGCACCAUACCGAGAACAUACAUUAUCUCCCUGCGCGAAAAAGCUCGCAUGUUAGAGAAAGAAUUGGCCGAUCUGGAGAAAGAUAUUCAGCAUGCUGCAGAUGCCGAGCUCAUGGUCCGAGGGGCAGGACGCAUUCGAUUCAAAGAGAAUGACGAGUCGAGGUACCUUGGGCCGUCCAGCGGUAUCGCAAUUACUCGUUUGGUCAUGGAGAUGGCCAAGCAGAACACAGACUCAAAAAGCAUCAAAGAUGUUGUUCCUGAGUUCACAGCCCAGGAGAUCAAAGCAGCAUUUGCGCUAGAAAGCUCUAAACCGACAUCGAAAGUCUACCCCAUGAUCAGCUCAAUUCCUCAACCUAAUCUACCCCCGCGUAAUCUAACUUAUCGAUUGAUUGAUGUAUUUGUAGUCAAGGGUGAGUUCUGCCUCUCUAAACCGACGAUUCCUGGUGCAUCUCGUUUGACCAUAUCUGCAGCGCAAGCCAUGCUACCGACACUGCACGAGCCUUCUUUUCGCCAGGAGGUUGAACAGGUCUUCAAUGGCUCUGAUGACCCUUGCCUCAAUUUCCAACUCCGUAUGGUCAUUGCCAUCAGCAUGCAAAAAAUGAGCACCGAGUAUGCAGGGCUGGCUGACAGUUACUACUUGGCGGCACUACCAUACUUAGAGGCCUCCCUUAGACGAAUGGAUCUCAGGGCUUUGCAAUGCCUCGUCCUCAUAGCCCAAUAUUCUCUACUGACACCCACAAGAACGGCUGCGUACUGGGUUGUGGGGAUGGCGGUCAAACUCUGUCAAGACCUCGGUCUGACUGAAGAAGCUACAGUUACCAAGUCGCCGGAUGGGCGGCCAUUGAACCCGUUGGAGGUUGACAUGCGAAGACGGUUAUUCUGGAUUGUCACCUCGAUGGAACUUGGCCUCGCGCAUAGCCUUGGUCGGCCAAGUUGCUAUUCGAUCCCCCAUGAUUACAUCAACGUCAAAUUCUUCGAACUUGUGGACGAUCGAUACAUCACAGCCGAUGGAGUUCUUCCCGGAGGCACACCAAUCUUAGCCAAGUGCAUAGCCAUCCAUUUUUUCAAAAUGAGAUUGCUACAGUUAGAGAUACGGCGAACUCUGUAUUUGAACAAGCGUGACACCCCUGCGAAUGAUCAAGACCCGUGGUUUUCGCAAAUGCUAGCUAAACUCGACCACUGGGUGGCUUCUUGUCCUAAACACGAUGGCGGUAGCGGAUUAAGCGAAAAAUGGUUUCAAGGCAGACGGAAUACGAUGAUCGUCUUCAUGUUUCGACCAUCCCCUCAAGUCCCAGAACCCUCCGUUGAUGCUGCACGAAAAUGCUAUGAAGCGUCGGUGUUCAAUGUUGCAAUGCAACGAGAGCAAAUCGCAACUGGGUCGGUUGAUCUGACCUGGAUUUUCACACAAUCACUCUUCAUGGCGCUCAAUACCAUUCUCUGGUCCCUAUCGUACCCCGAUAUCCGAAGGGAGCAUCCCAUAGAGGAGGUCAGGGCUCAUCUCAACGUCGCUUUGGAAGCGAUGAUGCUUGCUGCAGAGAGGUGGCCUGGGGUUGAGUCCGCUUUGCUGCUGUACAAAAAUCUUGUGACUGCAUGCCUCAAGGCUUAUAAUACUGAGGAAUCGUUUGUCGUUCAUUCGCCGUCCAACCAUGCAACACCGUCAUCCACACAGGACGUGGUGACUCCGCCUUCCAUUUCCAGUCCUUCUAGUACAACAACUUCAUUGAGAGCUGGGAAUCAUUCUGUUCAUGAUACUGUUUCAGUCGGUACCGUCUCAAGAGGACACUCCGCGGACCCGACUUUCCCAUACUCACAAGCAUCUCCAGCGGCAGCCGUGAGAGCCGAGUCACAAAAGCCUUCAUCCUACUCACAUUGGGAGACCGAACUCCCUCCGUUGCAAACGUCAGACUCGAAUUCUACGCAGGCCUCAUACACACCUCAGGGGUAUACCGAAUCAUCCACCGUAUUCUCUGACGUCACUUUCAAUCCUACAACACCAUUCAAUCCUUUUCCUUCAGUAGUUCCGGGGUUGCCGGGUUGGGAUCCUAAUUACACUGUUGCCUCAACAACAGCGAGCCAUUUAACCUACGUUGAUGCUGCUGUUGACCCAAUGCGCUGGAUGGACACGAUCGAUGAUCAAUAUUCUCAGUAUUUCAAUGGGGCUUUUCCCAUUCCACCCUGGCGAGGACGAACGCUCAGUCAGCAAGAGCAGAUUGAGCUUAUGGCAUCCUUGGAGGAAAAUAUCCCCGACGUCUCUGCACAACUUGUGAGAGAGUCGGCCACAUUCUAUCAGUCGUGA